Messenger RNA from Lagenorhynchus albirostris (white-beaked dolphin), 1150 nucleotides. RefSeq names its product proline rich 19 (gene PRR19). The transcript is spliced from 3 exons. The record is from RefSeq and is a predicted model, not a curated record. Bases 59 to 1150 code for a protein of 363 amino acids. Lineage: Eukaryota; Metazoa; Chordata; Mammalia; Artiodactyla; Delphinidae.
AGCAGAGUGGGGAAAAUCUAGCGCCCUUCCUCGUGGGAAGAAACCAUUUGCUGGCACCAUGGACCCCAGGGGGCCAGCCCUCAAGCCUUUCCAGCAGCCUGAGAAACCUGGUCGUGUCCGCCGUCGGAAGACCAGGCGGGAGCGUAACGAGGCCCUGGUGGGCAGUCGCUGGUCAUUGGCCCAUCAGGAUCCUGCCGUGGCCAGUCGGGAUCCACAUGUGGUUCUCCGGAAUUCUGUGGUGCCUGCUGCCCCCAAGCUCGUGGUCAUAACCCAGGGGCGCCUGAGCCGGGAGCAUCGGGGUCUCUUCGGCCACGAGGUGAAAUCUCUGGACGUGGCACGGCUGCUUAGCAGUGGGUCCCUAGAGUCAGGCACCCCUGCACUCCCCACCAAGUCCUCCCCAAGCCCAGGCAGGGCCCAAGAACCAGCCCCACCGUCAAGGGGCAAGGAAAAUCAAGUGCCUGGAGCCUCGGGCCCAGGCCCACCCAGUCCCCCCCAGCUCCCUGGCUUGGGGCAGCUGCUGGGGGAGCUGCAAUGCCAGCUGAUUCUGCCACAGGCCUUCCCCAGGAGGAACCUAGUACAAGAGGCCAGGGAUGCCAUCGUGGGCACCUUACAGGCCUGCCAUGGCUGUGUGCCUGACCUUAGUCUGGUGCUCCGGGGCUGCCAGCCACACUUGCCAGGGACCAAGCCUAGGGGCCCUGAGAGACAAAGGAUGACAUCCUCCUGGAUCAACAGCCCUGAGGAGGCUCCAGGGGAGGGGAGGCAGAGGAGGCGAGAGGGGACAAAGGAGCUCACCUUCGCCGUGCCUCACACCUCCAGCACUCCUACUGUGUACCCGGUGAACCUGGCACCACCUAAAGGUCCCUGGCCACCCCCAUUGUCCUCGUUGCCUUCGCCAUCUGGGGCGGCCUGCGGCCCCCCAACAGCCUUUGAUCUGCUGAAAAGCAUCUGGCUGGUAGACACACCUCCCCCUCCCCGGCCCUGGGGGAUAGGCCCGCCACAACCCCUGCCUCAGCCACCAUCACCCUUGUUGUCCCGAACCUCUGCCCUGGACUGGAGCCCCAGCCCCCCUGCCCCACUGCCCAGCCUCUCCUGGGUGGUGGCCCGGAGCAGCCCAGAGGCCUGGUGCUUUCCACCCAUGAGACUGUACUGA